Asparagus officinalis (garden asparagus) is the source of this 437-nucleotide messenger RNA. RefSeq lists its product as uncharacterized. Bases 24 to 437 code for a protein of 137 amino acids. The record is from RefSeq and is a predicted model, not a curated record. The transcript has 2 exons. NCBI's taxonomy places the organism in Eukaryota, Viridiplantae, Streptophyta, Magnoliopsida, Asparagales, Asparagaceae.
CAGAUAGUUACAUCCCUAGUGGGAUGAUCGAGAGAAAUUAUGUCUGUGCUUUUGAUAACAUUGAAGCUGAGAUUGAUGAGCACAUGCCUGAGAUUCAGGAUCCGGUGGCGUUAGGGGUCUUCAACAGGAUCAAGCAGAUAAUAGUACAGACGUUUCAUAAGACUCAUGUCGACGAGUUUGUAGGCCGUGAGGACAUGUCACGAUCAUUUGAGCAAAUGUACACGCGACGAUAUAGGCCACAUGAUGAUGACAAUGGAGCCGACACUUCGCAUGCUGAUGGAGCCAGUACUUCUCAGCCUCAUACACAACCAGAUAUUCGAAUAAUCGAGACUCGUCAACAGGAACGCAGGGGGGCAGGGAAGAGCGAGGGGAAGGGGAAAGAGAGGGAGAGGAAGGAGAGGGGGAAAUUUGGGUUGUAUGUGAUCUUAUUUUGUUAA